CAUUACAUGACCAUCAUGAACAGCAGAGUCUGCAAGAACUUCAUCCUCUUCUGUUGGGUAGCAGCACUGAUCAUCCUUCUCCCACCACUUAGUCUAGGUUUGGGCCUGGAGUUCUGUGAUUCAAACAUCAUCGAUCAUUUUUGUUGUGAUGCAUCUCCUAUCAUGAAGAUCUCUUGCUCUGACACAUGGUUGAUAGAGCAGAUGAUUAUAGUGUGUGCAGUGUUGACAUUAAUCAUCACACUCAUGUGUGUAGUUAUUUCCUACAAGUAUAUCAUCAGGACCAUUCUACAGUUUUCCUCUGCCCAGCAAAGGAAAAAGGCCUUUUCUACUUGUUCUUCCCACAUGAUUGUUGUUUCCAUUACUUAUGGUAGCUGCAUCUUCAUUUAUGUCAAACCUUCAGCCAAGGAUGAGGUGACUAUUAAUAAAGGGAUUUCACUCCUUAUUACUUCUAUCUCACCAAUGUUGAAUCCCUUUAUUUACACACUGAGAAACAAGCAAGUGAAGCAAGCUUUUCAUGACUCAAUUAAAAAAAUUGCAUUCCUCUCAAAGAUGUAA
Molecule: messenger RNA, 555 nt
Organism: Hyaena hyaena (striped hyena)
Lineage: Eukaryota; Metazoa; Chordata; Mammalia; Carnivora; Hyaenidae
Product: olfactory receptor 6C2-like
Exons: 1
Biological process (GO): G protein-coupled receptor signaling pathway
Cellular component (GO): membrane
Molecular function (GO): olfactory receptor activity; G protein-coupled receptor activity
Source: RefSeq, a predicted model, not a curated record